Messenger RNA from Suillus subaureus, 681 nucleotides. RefSeq lists its product as uncharacterized. The transcript is spliced from 3 exons. NCBI's taxonomy places the organism in Eukaryota, Fungi, Basidiomycota, Agaricomycetes, Boletales, Suillaceae. The coding region runs from base 1 to 681 and encodes 226 amino acids. The record is from RefSeq and is a predicted model, not a curated record.
AUGCAGGAACCUGCAGUGAUAAAGGGGAUAUUAGAGAAGCAAAAGACUGGUCACCAUCCUGCUGAAUUUGAGGAAUUUGGACUAUGCAAUGUCUAUGCUCCAUUUUGGGCUAAUCUCCCACACUCUAAUAUCUUCCUGGCCUUUACACCCAACCUCCUACACCAACUCCACAAAGGCAUCUUCAAGGACCAUUUAGUUAAGUGGUGCCUUGAUAUUGUUGGCGGAGAAGAAAUGGACGCACAGUUCAAAGUGAUGCCUGAUUAUCCUGGUCUUCAGCAUUUCAAGAAGGGAAUAUCUAUGGUAAAGCAGUGGACAGGGACAGAACACAAAGAGAUGCACACUCUGGCGAUAUUUCAUGCCAACAAGGACACCCUGCAAGAACUCAAUGUUCACAAGCAUUUUAAUAUUCCCAAAUUACAUCAGCUCUCUCACUAUGUUCAGUCUAUCUUAUUGUUUGGCACUAUGGACGGCUUUAACAGUGAACUUCCAGAACGAUUGCACAUCAACUUUGCCAAAGAAGUGUAUCGCGCCAGUAACAAGCACGACUAUGAAGAACAAAUGGCCUUAUGGCUCCAGUGCCAGGAGGCAGUCUUCCUGUGUGGUUCCUACCUUAGCUGGCUGUUGGAACAUUCAGCACCUUGUCACUGCACAUGGUGCAUCCAUGUUCCUCCCAGCCCUUAA